GCGGCGCAGGGCUGUGUCCCAUGGCGCUGGCGGCGGCCCGGGCGCGGCUGCCGCUGCGUGCCCUCGGCUGCCCGCUCCCGCACGGGCUGGUCCCCGUCGCCGCCCGGCGCUGCUGUGGUGAGGCGGGGGGCCCCGCGGCGCUGCCGCCCGGAGGGUACGGGGUCUGGCAGGAGCGAGCGGCCCGCGACCCCGCCGGUUUCUGGGCGGAGGUGGCGCGGGGGGCCCUGCGCUGGGACAGCCCCUUCCACACGGCCUGCCAGGCCUGCCCGGCCGGCGGAGCAGCCCGCUGGUUCCUCGGCGGCCGCCUCAACGUCUCGGUAAAUUGCUUGGAUCAACAUGUCGAAAAGUCCCCAGACAGAGUGGCUUUGAUUUGGGAGAGAGAUGAGCCUGGCACUGCAGUGCAUGUCACAUACAGGGAACUUCUGGAUCUGACUUGCCGUCUUGCCAACACCCUGAAGAAAUAUGGGAUACAGAAAGGGGAUAAGGUGGCCAUCUACAUGUCUGUGUCUCCCUUGUCUGUGGCAGCCAUGCUGGCUUGUGCCAGGAUUGGUGCCGUUCACACUGUGGUCUUCGCUGGAUUCAGCGCGGAGUCCUUAGCUGGGAGGAUCAUAGACUCUGGAUGCAAAGCAGUUAUCACCUACAACCAGGCAGUCAGGGGAGGCCGAAUCAUAGAGCUGAAGAGAACUGUGGAUGAAGCAGUGAAGAACUGUCCAAGUAUCAAACAUGUUUUUGUGGCUCAGAGGACAGAUAACAAAGUCUGGAUGGGUGACCGUGAUAUUCCCCUUGAGGAGGAGAUGGCCAAGGCAGCUUCUGUAUGCGCUCCAGAGAGCAUGGACAGUGAAGACAUGCUUUUCAUGCUGUAUACCUCUGGCAGCACUGGGAAACCCAAAGGAAUUGUUCACACCCAGGCUGGAUACCUGCUGUACUCUGCUGUGACGCACAAGUAUGUAUUUGACUACCAGCAAGGCGAUGUUUUUGGCUGUGUGGCUGACAUUGGCUGGAUCACGGGACAUAGCUAUGUUGUGUAUGGACCACUCUGCAAUGGAGCCACCUCUGUCCUGUUUGAAAGCACUCCAGUGUACCCUGACCCAGGUCGUUACUGGGAAAUGGUACAAAGGUUGAAGAUUAAUCAGUUUUAUGGAGCACCUACAGCCAUACGCUUGCUGCUGAAUUAUGGUGAAGAGUGGGUGAAGAAAUAUGACAGGUCUUCCUUGAAGACCUUAGGAUCAGUGGGAGAACCCAUCAACAAUGAAGCGUGGCAGUGGUUCUACCAUGUGGUGGGAGAAGGUCGCUGCACCCUUGUGGACACGUGGUGGCAGACAGAAACUGGUGGCAUCUGCAUUGCCCCACGGCCUUCAGAAGAGAAAGCUGAGAUCGUUCCGGCUAUGGCUAUGAGACCUUUCUUUGGGAUUGUGCCUGUGCUGAUGGAUGAUAAUGGAAAGGUAAUAGAGGGAGUUGAUGUGUCUGGUGCACUCUGCAUUGCCCAGCCAUGGCCUGGCAUGGCAAGAACUAUCUUUGGAGAUCACCAGCGAUUUGUUGAUGCCUAUUUCAAAGCUUACCCAGGUUACUAUUUCACAGGGGAUGGUGCUUACAGGACCAAGAAAGGCUAUUACCAGAUAACAGGGCGCAUGGAUGAUGUCAUUAACAUCAGUGGACACAGGCUUGGGACAGCAGAGAUAGAAGAUGCAAUGGCUGAUCACCCUGAGGUCCCUGAGACAGCUGUGAUUGGGUAUCCACACAAGAUCAAAGGAGAAGGUGCCUUUGCUUUUAUAGUGCUAAAGGAGCAGACAGCUCAUACAGACCAUGUCAAAGAAGAGCUCAAAACCAUGGUGGCUUCCAAGAUAGCAAAAUACGCUGUGCCAGACCACAUUGUGGUGGUGAAACGUCUUCCUAAAACCCGAUCAGGGAAGAUAAUGAGAAGGCUGCUGAGGAAAGUAGUCACUGAACAAUCAAACAACAUGGGAGAUGUCACCACACUUGAUGAUCCAAGUGUUGUCAAGGAGAUAUUGGAUGCUUACCAGAAAUACAAGGAGAAAACUUCCUUAUAACAGGCAGCUCUUAAAUCUCUCUCCUCUGGAAAUGUGGAAGGUCUCAAAUAACCAAGCAAAUGACAGUUCUUUCUUGGUGUAUUUUUAAAAUCUCUGUUCCAUUCUAGGGUAACAAGAUUUUCCUCUCCACAAUGUAUUUUGAGAUGCACAGAGGUAGGAGCAAUCUGCAAUUUUGCACAGUCAGUGCCCUUUUUGUUGCUUUUAGGACUGUUGUAGAGCAGCUGUUGGUGGUUUGCAUUAGCUAUGAUGAAAUUCAAUACUAGCUGAAGCAAGACACAGAUGUUAAUGUUCCUCAUUUACUGUAAGGGGAAAUGUUUUUUAUACAAUACUUUAGCUGUUUUAAAAGAAGCCCUAGAAUACUCUUCAAAUUUUCCUUCAGCUUGGAUGUCUGAGUUCAAGUAGCUGUAUUUCACUGCAACUGUGGUGCCUUUUCAGCAAUGCUGGGUAUUCUAGUAGAUGUUUCACAUGUAUCAUCAGGGAAAUGAGAAGGACAUGGCUAGUCUGAUAAUUUGUUCUUGAGCUUACCCAGCUGUUCUAAUACCUCCUUUGGCUUUCCUUACAAGUUGUUCUAUCACUGUUUGUCCUGGGACUUGCCAAAGAUGGUGACCCUGUGUCCCUUCAUGUCUGACUUAGGCAACCCAGCACUCCCAGCUGCAAAACUGAGCCACAAGGCCUACUGCUGGACUUCCUAUACAUUGUCAAUGCAUUGCCAGUUGCAUAGGAAGGGUCUAGUACCACAUGUUUUCAUUCUGCCUUGAGAAACCGAGAUCAUCAUCGACAGGGCUUUUAAAGCAACUGUCCUCCUCCUCAUCAUCAUCGAUGAUGACAACUGGAUCAGUGUUGUCCAUUGUGGUUCACUUCUGCAUAUUGGAAGUGGUGGUCUACAACUGGUAGAUCUUUGUUGCCAGUUGCUGAUUUGUGUAAGUGCCUUAGUUUCCUGAAGUUAUUGUGAAGAGGGACAAUGUUUACUUGCUGUUUGUCAGAGAAGCAUUGGGAAACAAAAUCCUGAAGUGUUCAAGAGAGGUCUGAAGCUUAGAGAGAUGUGCUGGAGGGGUCAGUGUGUCUUGCCAGGCUGUGUAAUUUCUGAUGACGAAAUGGUUAUGUUAGCCCACUUCUAAAUGGCCUGUAAUCUUGUUUGUUCCAACAAAGACAGACACCCAGUUUGGAGGUAGGUUGGUUCUCCUGUCAGAAAAUAUGACUUAAUUCUUAUUGCUUCAAGUUGGGCCCUACGUCUGCCCCUUACGCACACUGCUGGGCUGAUCUUCCAAAGUGCCAGCUGGGUACCCACAAACUACACAAUCUGCAAAGAAGGAAGUGCCUGUUAGAUUUCUUCUGGAAAGCAAUGGUAGCAUUCCAGACCAGCAACCUCAGCAUAGCAGGGAACAAUAGCCUUUGUUUUCCAUAUGCUUUCAAAAUUGCAACUAAUAUAUUCAGUGUUUUAUUUCUGGACUCAUUUUAUCAUGAAUAUAUUUUGAUCAAAGCACUCCUCAAAUUUGGGCUGUUCAUAACAAUUUGCUAGUAGGUCUUCUGUCCUCUACUGUGCCCCUGAAGGUCAUGGAAAAGCCUGUAGGUGCUAAACGCCUUUGGGACUUCUGCCACUACUAAAUUUGGUUUAAGAUGACUGAGGGGUUUAGAGUCACUGGAGGAGUCAGAGAGCAUGCCAGGAAGGCACGAUAGAGGAUUCCCUAUCCCUGGGUGCAAACACUCCAGGUAUGCACCAGUGUAGCUUGGACGGUGCUGAUGUUGGGAGUGUCUGCCUCAAGGGCUCAGGCAGAGCUUCUCCAUCCUAACCUGCCUAAGCCAAGUGACUGCUAACCACCAUUCCAAUGCUGUGGCAGUCCAUCAAACCUUGCAGUUCUGCCUCUGUCUUUCUCAGAUUACAGUCUGUUUAGUUUCACAGAGGUGUGUGUUCUGGCCUGGAAAACCCCAGAGUAAUUGGCAGAAUUGCCAAGUUUUGCCCUAGUUGGGUUGACUUUUUGCUGAAUUUAACUGGAGCAGCACUGCCUUUUUGAAUGGGGCUGUGUAAAGACAAUCUGUGCACCUAAGUGGAGGCAGGAGAGAAAUGGCUAGGUGAUCCUGUAGGACUGGGAGAGGAGUAGAAAGCUUUUGGUCAGCAGAAAUAUUGGUACCAAAUGGGAAAGCAGGCUGCUCACAGUACGAUGUGUUCUCAGACAGGUGUGUUGUCUUAGAUCCCAGAGUUCCUCUAAGUACAGCAGCUGCAUUUACUGGUGGUUUUUUAUGGGUUUGUUUGUUUGUUUUGGUGGAGGGGUUUUUGUGUGGUGGCUUGGUUGGGUUUUUUGUUUUUGUUUUGGUGGUUGUUGUUUUUUUUUCUUUAAAUUUAUUUUAAAUGUCUCUAGGGGCUGGGUAACAGAGUAGGGAAUAUAAUGGUUGGUUAAAAUUCCCAUCCUGAUUGCAGUCUGGUUUUGCUUAAUGUAAGUACACAUGCUGUGGACUUCGUGGAAAGUUGAAGAUCAGAAAGUUUGCUAGAGUUGACAGGAUGUUAAUCUUUUAGGAGACAGGCACUACGUAUACCCUCUAUUACCAUUGCAAAAUAAAAAACAAACAAGCAAAAACCACAAAACACUUCUGUGAUUUUCAAUGUGGGAAGCAGCCAGGAGUUAAUGCUUUUGACAGAAAAAGUAGACUCCCUUGUUUAAAAAUAGGUUGUCUCCACACAGUCUGAAGUAGUGUGGAGUAAAAGGUCUUUUGAACAAGAUUAACAGUUUCCUUUUGGUAAAGAAAGCAUAUCCCAUAUUAUGGUUAUAGAAUUUCCUUGUCCUCUUGACCUGAAAUUUCCAUUCUAACGUGUGAAUUAGUGGUCACAGACACAUGAUCUAAUUCAUCUGAGCUGUCUCAUGAGGACUAGCUAUGUGAGGAGCAAAGUGCAUUGAGACAUUUGUCAUACAGUUCCUCUGCUCAGGAAAAAAGGGAGAUAGGCAUGCUCUUUCACCUGCAUUUGUUGUCUCAACUUGCAUGGGCUUAGGGAGCAUAUCUGCUAGGGAGGUUACAGACUGAGCAGGUAGCUGCAAUGCCACAAUAAAUUCACAGCCAUGCCAGCUAUGGUAUGGACAGACUGCAGUUACAAACACAACCCAUACUGUGCACUUCUGAAGCCUUACAAGCACCUUUGCUAAAGUCACAUCACCAGCAUGUGCAAGAGCAAAGUGCCAUGUGCCUGCCAUCCAGUACCACGAUGGCUGCUCUGUUUCUUCCUUGCACUUUUCCACAGCUGAGCUAUGGUUCUUGGGAUGCCCAUCUGCUUGGAGGACUCCUUGGGGUAUUGAAAGUGGCAUUGUUCUGCUGCUCCCAUGGUGUUCUGCAGUGGACACAGCUCCUGCUGGGCAGCCUCAGCCCCACCUAUCCUGGUAAAACUUCACUUCUGCAAGUGUACCAGCAUGAGGUCUUGGAGUGAACACCUUGAGCUCAGUUCAUCUAAUGGCAUCCUGAGAUUGGUAGAAACUGAAGUAGACAAGGCUUGGAGCUGGUACUUCUUCAAAAAGAAUACUGGGCUUCUGGUUUGAACAGUUCCAGGAAGGAGGCAUCCACAGCUUCUCUGGGCAGCCUGUUCCAGUGUCUCACCAUACUCGUACUGAAGUGUUUCCUCCUAAUGUCUAACCUAAGUCUCCCCUCUCGCAGUUUAAAACCACUACCCCUUGUCCUCUCACUACAAGCCCUUGUAAAAAGCCCCUCCUCAGCUUUCCUGUAGCCCUGUCAGGUACUGGAAGGCCACUAUGAGGUCUUCUCUAGGCUGAAUAACCUCAACUCUCUCAGCCUGUCUUCAUAGAAGAGGUAUUCCAGCCCUCUGAUCAUCUUCUGGGCCCUCCUCUGGACUUGCUCCAACAGGUCCAUGUCUUUCUUGUGUUGGGGUAUCCAGGACUGGACACAGUUCUUCAGGAGGGGUCUCAUGAGAACAGAGUAGAGGGCAAGAAUCAUCUGCUGGCCAUGCUUCUUUUGAUGCAUCCCAAGACGCGGUUGACAUGCUGGGCUGCAAGCGCACAUUGUCAGCUCAUGUUGAGCUUCUCAUCAACCAACACCCCAAAGCUCUCCUCCUCAGGGCUGUUCUCAAUCCAUUCUCCCCCCAGCCUAUAAUUGUGCUUGGGAUUGCCCCAACCCAGCUGCAGGACCUUGCACUUGGUCUUAUUGAACUUAAUGAGAUUGGCAUGGGCCCACCUCUCCAUCUUGUUAAGGUCCCUCUGGAUG
Messenger RNA from Apus apus (common swift), 6248 nucleotides. It is a transcript of the gene ACSS1, whose product is annotated as acyl-CoA synthetase short chain family member 1. The transcript is spliced from 14 exons. The coding region runs from base 21 to 2048 and encodes 675 amino acids. Gene Ontology annotation, cellular component: mitochondrion. The record is from RefSeq and is a predicted model, not a curated record. Gene Ontology annotation, molecular function: AMP binding; acetyl-CoA synthetase activity. NCBI's taxonomy places the organism in Eukaryota, Metazoa, Chordata, Aves, Apodiformes, Apodidae.